CUUUCGUUUCUUUUGUUUGUCCAUCCAUCAUCCUGACAGCCAAUUCUUGCAUUAAUUGGCCAUUAGCAGCACACUCGAGUAGUGUUUAGACUCAAAACACUAAGCACGACCUCAUUCCACGCAGACACAAGACACUGGCAUAAAUACUGGUAGCAUGGGAGCUUCUCAGCUAUUAGCACCGUUCCUGCUAACUUGGGUCUGUAUCCACACCUUUCUAUUCCUCCUUCAGCGCUUUCUCAAUCGACCAAACCUCCCGACGGGCCCUGGCAACGGUCCUGACUACGAACUCUUACCAACAUCAACAGCAUCAGCCGUAAGUGUAGGGAAUGUUUCUCCAAUCAAUUCACUAUCAAAGUCCAUAGUGUCAUCCUCUAGCAACAGUGCGCUGUUGGUCAAGCCUUUCCAUGUCCGAUUUUCCACGACGGGCCUCAACUCAUUUUUUUUCCGCCUGGGAAAUGCACCCAGCUUGACACGCUUCUGGAGAAUAUGGUAUGGAAUGGGGAUAGUCUUUGCCAUGCUGGCCAUGGUUGCAGGUUGGGUUUUGCUGAUGUAUGCAGCAAUCAAACUGAUCUUACUGGCGACUUCUUUCCUGUGGACGAUCUGGUCGGUUGAAUCACCAUCAUCGUUUACAGUGCGGGCUUCUGAACCGGAUCCGGGAAAAUAUCACUCGGAUACUGGCGCAACUAGUGGCGGAUUGUCGUAUCACCUCAGGAAAAGAGAUUUUAAUGAUGGUUCAGGGAGUCUGUCUGAUGCACCCUCCCAGAGUUCCGCUGCUGUUUCUAAUUCUGGUGAAAAUGGCAUGGUGUUUGUCCCUGUUAUUCCAGGCCUCACACUUCCUCUGUCACAUCUCCCUUACUAUCUAAUUGCACUUCUGGUGUCUGGGAUUGUUCACGAGGCUGGACAUGCCGUUGCUGCAGCCAGAGAGAAGACCCAAGUAUCAUCAGCAGGCAUCUUCUUGUACAUAUUAUAUCCAGGAGCCUUUGUGGAUAUCUCAUCGAGGGCUUUGGCAAUCAUGUCUCCUUUGCAGCAGCUGCGGGUCAUCUGCGCAGGAGUAUGGCAUAACGCGGUUCUUUUUGUAAUUGCAUGGAUCUUCCUUUCUAGUGGAGCCUUGCAACUAUCAUUUCGACUGAUUGGCUGGAAGCAAAUGGAUGAUGGACUUAGCGUUGUGGAUAUAGCGCCUGAAUCACCUUUGUACAAUGUCUUGAAACCAGGAAGCGUGAUUACACGAGUUGAUGAUACCUUGCUCAAAGGCAAUCCACUUGACGUUUGGUCGGAUGUUCUUCUUCCUUCUCAGGCAAGUCCAAGUCUCCAUAGCCAACCUUCCAAGUUGGUCUCAGGCUUCUGUGUCCCAAACACUCUUCUAUUUGUUAAACCAUCCGAUUGCUGUCUUUUCGCGCCAGAUAUGCAAUUCGGACAUUCCAAAGACCGUUCACUAUCUUGCUUCACGCCAAUUGACCCUUUGCAUCCACCCAACCCGAUAUCAUCUCAGGGAACGAACGACAGAGUAUUAGCCAAGAAUGGACAGUGCUUACCAUCAUUUGAGAUCCUUGCCGAUCCAAAUCGGGCUCGAUGCACGCCGCAGGAGCCGACAUGUGGUGAAGGCAGUUCGUGCUAUCGACCUUUCGUUGCCUAUGAACCUAUCUCAAUCAUAAGGCUUUAUCUCAUAGCACAGUCAUCAGUGGGAGCAUCAACAUCAACAGGCAUUACAGAAUCUGUUAGCGGCCUCUCGGGCCUUGUCCCGGCUGAACAAAUAGUUUUGUAUCAGGGGGAUCCGAAGGAUAUUUGGGAGACUGUCCAAGUGACGGCCAUGAGAUCUCGCUGGUUAUUUCUGCCGCUGUGGCUUCCAAAUGCAAUCUUACUCACAAUUCAGUACACCAUGUCGUUUUCAUUGGCCUUGUCGGUUUUGAAUAUUGUUCCAGCCCGUCAUUUAGAUGGUCAUCAUGCACUCAAAGCGUUUGUCGCGCUGGCCUACUCGCUUUGGCAGACCUAUAGGUUUUCACAAUCGAUGCGUUCCACCAUAGCUGAGUGCUCAACAGAUAGUGGUCAUGCAGCGGCAAUAGGACUGUCCAACUCUUCCACUACAGGUCUUCCAAAAGGAUCCAAGAUCGUGAAAGGGAUUGUAGCCAGUACCACAGUCCUUCUGGGUUGGGUGAUGAUUGGCAGUCUUAUACAGAUGGCUGCAACAAUACUUUAAGGAAAAAUAAAUUUU
Molecule: messenger RNA, 2209 nt
Organism: Lobosporangium transversale
Lineage: Eukaryota; Fungi; Mortierellomycota; Mortierellomycetes; Mortierellales; Mortierellaceae
Exons: 6
Coding region: 155-2194 (679 amino acids)
Biological process (GO): regulation of response to endoplasmic reticulum stress; membrane protein intracellular domain proteolysis
Cellular component (GO): membrane; cytoplasm
Molecular function (GO): metalloendopeptidase activity; protein binding
Source: RefSeq, a predicted model, not a curated record